Molecule: messenger RNA, 2571 nt
Organism: Rhagoletis pomonella (apple maggot)
Lineage: Eukaryota; Metazoa; Arthropoda; Insecta; Diptera; Tephritidae
Gene: ppk12
Product: pickpocket protein 28
Exons: 7
Coding region: 503-2053 (516 amino acids)
Biological process (GO): sodium ion transmembrane transport
Cellular component (GO): membrane
Molecular function (GO): ligand-gated sodium channel activity
Source: RefSeq, a predicted model, not a curated record
GCCUAUAGCUCAAAAAUAAAUUAUUAAACUAUCGAUAAAAUAUUAAAUAAAAAAUAUAUUUAUAAAAAACGCAUAGCACUUAAACAAUUGCUAAUGCCACCAAAAUAUAAUUUUCUGCUUUGGCUUCUCAACAUUAACAUUGUGUGUUAGUCAUUACAAGAAGAACGAAAAAAUUUUUAUGUUGUUGCUAUCUAUUUUAAUCAAUUAGUCGAACAAGAAAUUGUUUAAGCAGAAAAAUAACUAUAGCAUUGCGUUUACUUCUACGUGCUUGAACGAAUUAUGUAAUUAAAACUCGCUUAUCGCAGGUUAAAAACGAAUUCGUUAUGCUGUGUUAAUUACUUUUGGAUCAUCCCCUUAGAUACCUAAUUAAUUUCCCACACCGCAUGCAUAGCAUAUUUGUGCACUUAUUAAAUAACGGAGUAUUUAUACAACUGUAUUGGGGUUAAAUGUAUACACUUUCCUGUCAAAAUUCAUCGCGCGCGCAGUUCUACUUAUCUAACUAAUGAAAAAUACUAAAGGAACCAAGAAAAUCUUUAAAUCCUAUUGCAGUGGCAAUGUAAAACAGUUUCUAAGGGAGUCGACUUUGCAUGGUCUGAAAUAUUUGGCUGACGACAGCAUUACCAUAUGGGAAAAGUCAUUCUUUCUCUGUGCUUUUCUAGCGGCCAUCAUAGCCACAGUCAACUUGAUAGCGAAUGUCUACGCCAAAUGGGAUAGCACACCAGUUAUUAUUGGCAUAAGUCCGCAUCCCACUUCCAUACUCAAUACACCAUUUCCUGCUAUUACCGUUUGUAAUAUGAAUCAAGUGUUGGCAAGUCGUGUAGCGAAUUAUACAUCUGAAUCUAACGAGGCCGUCCUACUAAAACUACUUUGUAAUCCGGAUACUAUUUUAGAUGAAAAGUUCGUGGAGGAUCCAUAUUUCAAAAAUAAUAAUUUGUCAUUUACAACUUUUUUAAAGAAGCACGCUCAACCAUGCUCAAGAAUGUUACUCUCUUGCUCAAUUGGUUCAGCUGUAAAAAACUGUUCAGAUUUAUUUCAUGAAAUUAUAGCCGAUGAGGGUCUUUGUUGCGUCUUCAACGUUCUACAUCCGGAUUUUUUAUUUACCGGCAACACUAAAAAAUUAAUAAAUAAGUAUAAACGCAAUGACAAUAUUGAAGCAAUCGAUUGGAAUCCUGAAAGUGGUUAUCCCGAGCAUUUGCCGCCAAAUUACUAUCCAUCUGCAGCCGCCGGAACGGGUGUGUCAAUGGGUCUGUCUUUGAUAUUAAAUGCCGAGCUUGAAGACUACUAUUGUUCAACCACAAAUGGACCGGGAUUUAAGAUCGUCAUGCAUAGCCCCAUCGAAGCAACAAAAAUGAAAGAGACAGCACUUAUAUUACCAAUCGGCUUCGAGUCUCGUUUACGCAUUGAUGUCGUUAGUAACGAAGCAACAGCAAACUUGCGUACGCUGCAAAGCAAUGAGCGUCAAUGUAUCCUCAAAGAUGAAGUGCAUUUACUAUAUUUUGCACAUUACUCACGUCGCAAUUGCGAGAGUGAAUGUCAAGUAAAGUUCCUCUAUGAGCAAUGUAAAUGCAUACCAUUUAAUUUACCGUUGAUUUUCGAAAAUGCUACCAUAUGCGGCGUGCAGCAAGCUUUCUGCAUUUAUAUGGCCGAAGAUAAGUGGCUGAGAGGCGAUGAUGUGGUGGCGUCUUGUCGUAAAUUUUGUUUGCCCGCUUGCUUCGAUCUUGACUACAAUGCAGAUGUUACUGCGACUCCGCUGCGUGCAUAUAAUUAUUUAACGCCACCGAGUAUACUACGCAACAUGUCGAUGGAGUAUGUUAAUAAAAAUGUGGCAGUGGUGCACUUUUAUUAUCGCGAGUCUGUAUUCCAUGGUGAUUUGAAAAAUGUCUACGUUGGAUUUACCGAAUUUCUAUCUAACACUGGCGGCAUUAUGAGCCUAUUUAUGGGUUUCAGUUUCAUAUCUGUGGCCGAAAUAAUUUAUUUUGCUUUUAUGCGUCCGUUAUUUGAUUUAGUUUUGCCAUUAAUCAGCAAGCGGAUGAUUCAACCGCGAGCAGGCUAAAUUAGGGGUUUGAGGUAAGGUUUUGAUUUUGAAAUUUAGACUAGUUAAAGCUUGUUGUUGUAAGUAACAAGUGAACUAACUCAAAAAUUCUACUUUUUGAUAUGACAUAUAUUUAAAAAAUGUUCAAAGCUUAUAUAUUUAACUUGCAGCAUAAGCUGUAGCAAUAUUGUGUUAUAUAUCCUUUGAGACAGUGUUUUUUGCCCGAUUUCAAAUUUUGAGUUGGUACACUUUUUGAAGUUUGUCUGCAACAUGAGUAUGGAAAAGAAAAUGCUGAAGAAAUUUUAAUCUUGUCAUCAUUUCUUGUUUUGGCGAAAAUGCCUGCAAACUUGUCUCAAAACAUUUUGUAUUAUCUCCAUUUCUCUCCACAGACCUCGUUUUCAACCAAAUGGUCGCAUUUUGAUUUCCAACAGAGCGUGAAAAGUGAUGUUUUGAACUACGCCUCAAAUCUUUCAAAAUUGUAGCUAAGAGAAUAAAAUUAAAAUAUAGCGUAAAUCUGUAAAUAAAUUGACUCUCAUUUU